AUGAACAGGUGGCAGCGUUACCUGGAAGAAUCGGAGCUUUACCCAAAUUCCAUCAUCGGGUUUCGGAAGAAGCUCGGGACGCAAGACGCCAUGAUCUUACUGGAAAACGAGAUCAUCGACGAUACGACGGGCACCAAGGACAACAGAGCCAUACUCGGGCUGGACUUGCAGAGCGCCUUCGAUAAAGUGAGGCACUCGGCUAUCCUGGCCCAAGUAUCGGGACUAAACAUGGGCAGAAGGACAUACCAGUACAUCAAAGACUUCCUGAUGGAACGGACCACCGAAAUCUGCGCGGGAGACCUGCAGCUCGAAGAGAAGAAGCUGGGCAGCGUCGGAACUCUGCAGGGCUCGGUGAUCUCCCCGCUUCUCUUCAACCUCGUGAUGAUCGGGGUGGCCAACUGGCUAGAAAGAGUAGCGGGAGUCCGGCACACCAUCUACGCCGACGACGUUACGCUAUGGGUACCGGGAGGAAGCGACUGACACAUCGAGACAAUGCUGCAAGAAGCGGUCAACACCAUCGAGGGGCAGCUGGGCGGGUCUGGACUCGUUUGUUCUCCGGCCAAGUCAGAACUGCUGGUGAUUCCACCGACAGGAGCGGGCAGGAAAAAAAAGAACAUGGAAGUCAAGUACGAGCGGCCCAAGAUCAUGGUCAAGACAGUGGGAGGACAAGUAAUACCGAAGGUCGAGAAGAUUCGAGUGCUCGGGUUGCUCAUCCAGCGAAACCGAGUCAACAGUGAAACGGUCAACAAGCUUGUGGGCAAAGCGGCCGCGGCAAUGAGACUCAUCAAGAGGGUGUCCAACAGAAGAGCGGGGAUGAAGGAGGAGAGCCUGACUAGGCUCGGUCAAUCCUUCGCAGUUAGCCACAUAACGUACGUGGCCGCCUUCCACAACUGGAGGCCGAGCAAACGUAACAAGAUAGACGCCACCAUACGCAAGGCGUAUAAGGCGGCACUCGGCCUCCUCGGGAGCACGAGCACCGAAAAAUUCAUGGCGCUGGGAGUCCACAAUACGCUGGACGAAAUAGCCGAAGCACAGAGAACGGCGCAACUCGAGCGUCUCCCUGAAACGAGAACCGGAAGAAAGAUACUGCGGGACCUUGGCCUCGAGCCGAGGGAAGGCGAGCAGCAGAAAGACGUACCUAUACCGGAUAGCAUCAACAGAAAGCUCAGGGUCUGCCCGAUCCCGAGGAACGUGAACCCCGAGCACGACAAGGAGCGGAGGUUGGCGAGGGCCAGGGCUCUCGUGGACCUCCACACCAGAGAAGAAGGCGCCCUCUACGUGGAUGCGGCGGAGUAUCGAGGGAGCAGCGACGCAUACGCGGUGAUGGCUGUCGGGGCAUCGACGGGUGCAACAAAGACCGCGGCGAGCGUCCGGACUCGAGAGGCACACCGGGCGGAGGAGGUGGCCAUCGCCUUGGCCCUCUCCGACCCCAGAUGCACUACAGUGUUGUGUGACUCUAGAAUGGCAGUGAAGAACUACGCAAAAGGUGGGGUAUGUAGUGAGGCUGCGCGCAUACUGCGCAAGGCCGAAGACAUCGGACGCAGAAGCACUGUGGUGAUCAAGUGGUUUCCGGCCCACAUGGGCAGUGACGUGUCGGAACGCAGGAACGUGAACCACAACGAGACGGCCAACUCGGCCGCGCGACGACUAACCAACCAGGCAGCUGCAAGCACGGCCGACUCGGAGUGUUGGUUGCGGUGCAGUGCCAAGGACACGAUGACCACCUUCAACGAAAUAGUGAAGUGGUACAGACUUAACAGACAGACUAUGCCGCCACCUCACCCGGGGCUUACCCAGGAGGAGGCAGUGUUAUACAGGCAAUUACAGACGGGGUCCCUGCUCACCCCGGUGCUAGCUAAGCACGUGUGUCCGAGCGUGUAUGCGAGUGACGUGUGUAGACUGUGCGCUAAGGAGAGAGCCACCGCGGCUCACAUCCUUUGGGACUGUAGUAUAAAUCCACAAGAAGCCAGCGAGAAGACGAUGAUCCCGCCGCAGCUAGAGGCUGCAACGAGGAGCUAUGACCAAAAUACACAACUCAAGGCCAUCCAGCAGGUCUCGGCAGCUCUAGAGAGGCAGCGACCUCGCGAAACCGAGGAGAAGGGGGGCAGCACCCCCAGGAAGGGGGCGGCAGCCCUCUCGGAUCCGCCUAAGUAG
Dermacentor albipictus is the source of this 2154-nucleotide messenger RNA. Lineage: Eukaryota; Metazoa; Arthropoda; Arachnida; Ixodida; Ixodidae. The record is from RefSeq and is a predicted model, not a curated record.